Molecule: messenger RNA, 843 nt
Organism: Olea europaea var. sylvestris
Lineage: Eukaryota; Viridiplantae; Streptophyta; Magnoliopsida; Lamiales; Oleaceae
Exons: 1
Coding region: 1-843 (280 amino acids)
Source: RefSeq, a predicted model, not a curated record
AUGUGCGGCUCCUCUGGGAUGAAACUCGAACACCUAAAUGGGACAAUGAUGGCCCACUAUCUGACUAUCAAUCGAGUAAAACCACUAUUUGAUUCAUUAAAGCAGACCGGUAGUUCUAUAGAUGAUGAUGAACUCAUCACCUACACUCUUAACGGACUUGGACUGGAGUUCAAAUAUUUAGCAACAACACUCCAUAUGCACCCCGAUCUCGAAUUUGACCAAUUUUAUGAUUUAGUUUUGAAAGAGAAGCACUUACAGAAGAGACUCAAUCUUACCACUACUUCUAGAGUUUCCAUGGUAGCUAAUCAAAAUCAGAAUACUUUCCCUUAUCAUGGUGGCAAGUGGGGACAUGGCAGAGGCACUCGUGGUCAUGGACAACGAUUCCCUCCUUCCAGUUACCAUCCAUCAACGUGGAAUUGGAGUUGCCCUCCUUACAAUCAGCCACCACCAUCUCUCUCCGACGUAUACCUCCCCUUUUUCUCACACCGGUGGCUGCUUCUUCAUGCAAGAAUCCAAUUUAUUUUAGGUGUGACAAAAAUGGGCCACAUUGCUCGUUAUUGUCGAAACCAUGGGCCUCAGACAUUUGUGGCCCCACAUGCUUCCUUUCCCACAACAGUCCAAAACUCCACUUGGUGUUUUAAUUCCAGGGCAACCCAUCAUAUAACUCCCAACCUAUAUGGUAUUUUAGUUUCUCGCUCUUAUACAGGUACAGACACUAUAGUUGCUGGUAAUGGAAAUGAACUAAAAAUUACUCAUAUUGGGAAUGUAAAAUUAACCAAAUCCCAAAAAUUAUUAAAUCUUAAUGAGGUUUUAUGUAUUCCUGUCAUUCAAAAGAGAAAUUAA